This is a messenger RNA of Aspergillus steynii IBT 23096, 1804 nucleotides long. Its product is annotated as ATP synthase D chain, mitochondrial. The record is from RefSeq and is a predicted model, not a curated record. Lineage: Eukaryota; Fungi; Ascomycota; Eurotiomycetes; Eurotiales; Aspergillaceae. The transcript is spliced from 6 exons. Gene Ontology annotation, molecular function: proton transmembrane transporter activity. Gene Ontology annotation, cellular component: nascent polypeptide-associated complex; cytoplasm. Bases 465 to 1565 code for a protein of 366 amino acids. Gene Ontology annotation, biological process: protein targeting to membrane; proton motive force-driven ATP synthesis.
CCACAAUUAAAUUUAAAUCUGACUCCAUAUUGUAAAAACAAAACGAUCAGUAAAAGCGUAGAAGCUAGAAUGGUCUCUUGAAGGUGGAGGUUGAUCUGUAGAUGCGUCGCUUCUGUGUGUCCGGGGGGAGGGUCCCAAUAUAAGCUCGCUAACGAUUUUCGGCAGGAUGACAUUCACACAGCUUUGCGACUUUCCAACUCCAACCAAGGCAAAAAAUCCCCCCUCAUCCACCACAGUCCUCUUUCUUGCGACUAGGUAUGUUUUGGCUGAAUUCCCGGUCGCCAGUUUGGAUUCCGUCCUCGAUUUUGGGUAUUUCCCACGAUUUUGUGGGAGAACCCCGGGGGGUGGUUCCUUGGGCCAUCCUUCGAAACCCCCCCAACUGAAGCGACCAGUUCUGAAUCGAGUGCCUUGCUGACCAUCCAAUCUCACCUACAGCCCUCUUUUAGGCUCGUUCAAUUAUCACAAUGGCUGACCCCCGCGUUGAAGAGAUCCACGACGAGGAGCCCCAGAAGGCCGGUGUUGAGGAUGCCGGCAGCUCCUCUGAGUCCGAGGCUGGCGAGGAGCCCACCAUCCCCGGAGGCGCCGCCGUCACCAUCCACUCUCGUAACGAGAAGAAGGCCAGAAAGGCCAUUGGCAAGCUCGGCCUGAAGCACGUCCCCGGCAUCACUCGUGUCACCCUCCGCCGUCCCAAGAACAUCCUCUUCGUCAUCAACCAGCCCGACGUCUACCGCUCCCCCUCCAGCAACACCUGGAUCAUCUUCGGUGAGGCUAAGAUCGAGGACCUGAACUCCCAGGCCCAGGCCUCCGCUGCCCAGCAGCUGGCUGCCGCCGAGGCCGCCGCCGGUGGUGAGCACGCCGGUCACGACCACGAGCACGACCUCGGCCAGGCCAAGGCCCCCGAGACCGAGGCCAAGAAGGAGGAGGAAGAGGAUGAUGGAGAGGCCGUUGACGAGUCUGGCCUCGAGGCUAAGGACAUCGAACUGGUUAUGGCCCAGGCUAAUGUGUCACGCAAGAAGGCCGUCAAGGCUCUACGGGAGAACGACAACGAUAUCCGCAGCGCCGCUCUCAAGAUCGACUGGGUCAAGGUCUCCAGCUCGCUCGGCCUCCGUGGCCAGACCGCCACCUCUCUCCAGGCCUUCAAGAAGCGUAACGACGACGCGCGCCGCAAGGUCCAGGCUCUGUCCGAACAGCCCCAGGCCGUCGACUUCGCCCACUACCGCAAGGUCCUGAAGAACCAGGCCAUCGUCGACGAGCUCGAGAACCAGUUCAAGGCCUUCAAGCCCGCCACCUACGAUGUCUCCCGCCAGCUGAAGGCCAUCGAUGCCUUCGAGGCCCAGGCCGUCCAGAGCGCCGAGCAGACCAAGGGCAAGGUUGAGGCCGAACUCCGCAACCUCGAGAAGACCCUUGAGAACAUCGAGACCGCCCGUCCCUUCGACGAGCUCACCGUGGACGAGGUUGCCGCUGCUCAGCCCGAGAUCGACGAGAAGACCUCCUCGCUUGUCUCCAAGGGCAGAUGGAUGCCCGCCGGAUACAAGGAGCGCUUCGGCGACAUGUCCGUGGUUUAAAUUGCCAGAUCUCAUUUCUGCCAUUUUUUCAUGUCUCCUUUAUCCAUCGACCUGUGUUAUCACACGACGAAAAUCUCCUUUUGUCAAGCAUGUUGGCCAGCUAGGAUACCCUUUGCGUCUGGCAGUGUGGUGUCGGUUGUUGGAUUGUGUAUAGAAACAAUGUUCCAUUUAGAAGAUAUUUUCUUCAUUCCAACGGCUGGUUGUCGGUAGUCUCGGUAGUGUAGGGUCAACGAGUUUCG